Messenger RNA from Cornus florida, 802 nucleotides. Its product is annotated as norbelladine synthase-like. Gene Ontology annotation, biological process: defense response; abscisic acid-activated signaling pathway. The transcript has 2 exons. Gene Ontology annotation, cellular component: nucleus; cytoplasm. The record is from RefSeq and is a predicted model, not a curated record. Gene Ontology annotation, molecular function: protein phosphatase inhibitor activity; signaling receptor activity; abscisic acid binding. Bases 100 to 570 code for a protein of 156 amino acids. NCBI's taxonomy places the organism in Eukaryota, Viridiplantae, Streptophyta, Magnoliopsida, Cornales, Cornaceae.
UCUCUCUCUAUAUAUAUAUAUAUAUAUAAAUAUAUAGGACCUGGACUGCACAAGGUAUCCCAUCAACAAGUUUUUAGUUUCCCCACCAAGAAAAGAAAAAUGUUUGGAACAAUUUCAGAAGAGAUGGAAGUGCAAGUUUCAGCCACAGAAGCAUGGCAACUCUACGGAACUCUUCGGCUAGCAAGGCUCUCUGAAGAAGAGCUCUCUGAUGUCAUUCACAAAAUCGACAUCGUAGAAGGUGAUGGAGGUGCUGGCACAAUCCUCAAAAUAACAUUUCCACCAGGGACGCCGGUUUUUUCUUAUUACAAGGAGAAGUUUACAAAGAUUGAUGAUGAGAAUCGAGUGAAAGAAGCGGAGGUUAUUGAAGGAGCAUAUCUUGAAAUAGGGUUUACUCUGUACAGGGUUCGCUUUGAAAUCAUAGAAAAAAGUGAGAAUUCGUGCAUAACCAAGUCCACAAUUGAGUAUGAAAUCAAGGAAGAAGCUGCUGCUAAUGCUUCACUCGUUAGCAUCCAGCCACUGGUGAACCUUAUGGAAGCCUCGGCCAAUUAUCUCCUCAAAAACAGAAAGUAAACUAUGAUAUAUAUAUAUAUAUAUAUAUAUAUAUAUAUAUAUAUAUAUAUAUAUAUGCCUCUGCUUUCAAAUUUGUCAACCCUUUAUCGAUCAAUGAUAUAAAAUAAAUUUCCAACUGUAGUUUGUUUGUUGUUGAGAAAGGAUGAAAUUAAGCCGAUCUUGUUCAAAUUUCAAUUGUAGCUUGUUUCAUUGUUUGGGAUUAGCUAUAUAUAUAUAGAGUUAUACACACAAA